AUGGGCUUUGUUAAACGAGUUUUUUCACGAUCUGAAGUGGCACGUCCCGCAUCCCAUCCGCGUACAGAGCCCCCAGAUGGCAUAGAGGCUGAGCCACCCCGCCUUGAAGAUCUGCCACCAAGGCAAGAUGCCGAAGGGUUAGUAGAUACGGGGCAGAUGCAGGACAGGCCAACACAGAAAGAGGAAAAGCUUGCUUUGGAAUUAAGCCGGAAAGAGGAAGAGAUCAACCAAAUCAAGCAGGACCGUGCAGUGUCACGGGAAAACAUUCAGGCUCAUAUCAACGACAUGGAGCAGUACUAUGUUCGGGAAUUACACAAACGCGACGGGAUUAUCAGAGAAAUGAAAAUUAGUCACGCCAAUCUGAGGAAGGCGCAUGAAGAGCUUGGGUCCCUAGUUGUUGGGGCACAGGAAAGUGCCCUUGAAUCGAUGUUGAAAAAGUCCGACUGGUCUCCCAAAGAGGAUCCCCAAGUACACGAGGAGUUUGAUAAGUUGCAAGCGGGGCUACGGACGUGGACAAAAUCCCAUAACAACCUAAUUCUGGCAGAUUUAGACAAAGUUCCAGACACAGGGAAAGAGAUGAUUAUGAAGCAAUUGGGUGGAUACUGCAAUCAGACUGAUUGGCAGACAUUAAUUACGAAAAUGCCAAUCCGUUCAAACAGGAUUCCGGCGAUACUUCUCCAAUCGUUGUUGGCCAGGGAUAUCUUUGAAUGGGUGUUCACUAAUCCAUUCUUUGCUUUUGUGGAGAUGGGAGGGGAUCGCGCUUUGGUAAAGCCAAAUGAAUGGAUGAGCCUUUAUAUGGCAUUGAGAGAAGUUCAUGAGGCGGAAGCUCAUGUCUGGCGCUCGCAAACCCUUCGAAUUCUGUCCGCAGUGACAAAUCCGAACACCGAAUCUCGACUUGCUAGGUGCAUUCGUCUGGCGGUAGAUCAAAGAGCAACCAGUUUUCUCGCCAGCCCAGCCGCACAACUGCUCCAGCACGGCCCUAAUCUCGAAAUCAAAGACCAGUGCAGACGGAAUCUACAGGAGUUGUAUCAUGGGGCGGCAGAGUUGGCGUUAUCAUUGUGGGCGCAACGGACAUAUAUGAAGCCCUGCAGUCAGCAAAAUUUACCUGAAUUCCACUUAUCCAACCCACAACUGUCUGCACAUCGCCUGCACCACCUUGACGAGGACGACACACGACUGGAUGGGAAACCCAUACUUUUGUUCGUUCAGCCGGCUGUUCUGGCAUAUGGUAACGAGGACGCUGAAAACUAUGACUGUUCCAAAGUAUGGGCCCGAGCGACAGUUAUCAUCGAUGCGGGAUCCUAG
This is a messenger RNA of Histoplasma capsulatum G186AR, 1305 nucleotides long. RefSeq lists its product as uncharacterized. The coding region runs from base 1 to 1305 and encodes 434 amino acids. The record is from RefSeq and is a predicted model, not a curated record. The transcript is spliced from 3 exons. Lineage: Eukaryota; Fungi; Ascomycota; Eurotiomycetes; Onygenales; Ajellomycetaceae.